AUGUUCAAAUUUUUUGUUUUAUUUAUUUGUUCCUACUCUGGGAAUAUAGUAAUUGACAUAGAUGUAGAUGUGAAUUUCAGUGAAGAUGGAAAUUUGUUAGAAUUAGUAAGAGAAGAAUAUCUUAUCACAUAAAAAAUUAGCAACGCAACUUUCUAUCUGACAGUAAGUGAAGAAGAUAUUGCCAAAUAUAUAUUUUUAGAAAUUAAUUUUUAAUAUCCGAAGAAUGGAGAUGUCAAUUUCAUUACAACUGCAGGAAAUAAUAAAUUGACAAGCUUAUAAAAUUCUACUAUCAUGGCUGACUAUGCUGACUAUAAUGCUUACUAUUUGCAUAAAAAUUAUCAUUCUAUUGUAAUUCCUGCCCACCAUUUCAAAUUAAAUGACACUUUAUACAUAACAAAUUUAAUAAGAAAUGAUCGACGCAUUUAUUAAUAUAUCCUUAAAAUAAGAAAACUAGUUGAGUAACCUUGCCCUAAAAAUUGUUCUUCACCUUUUGGAACUUGUAUUAAUGGGAUAUGUUAAUGCAAUUUUAAUAAAAUAGACUUAGAUUGCUCCAUAGAUGCAAUUGCUUUAAAUUUGGAUUAACCCCUUGAUAAUUUUACAUUACAAGGAUCAUCCUACUUUUAUUUUUAAUAAGAAACAAAAUUAGAAAAAAUUUAGUUCAGCUUUGGAUUCUAAGGGAAUUUUUAUCAAGAUAAUGUGAAAGUGUCAUUAUCUUACAUGUUCGAAAAUUUUAUAUAUGGUGUUCCUAUUUAAAUUAAUGAAACCUGUACUUUAUCCAAAGAAGCGAUGAAAAUAAGUAGGAUAAUUGACAUCUCAAACUUAACUUAUAAUGCAAAUUUAUAGAGAUUCAAUCGUCUACUUCUCAAAAUAACUACUAAUUAGGAAUCAUUAUUGUAAUUUGAGAUCUCCGAAAAGCCUUCAGAUAAUAGUUAUAAUGACGCAAUCUAAAUUCUAAUUACUAUCUUAAUUUCUUUGGCUUGUGCAUUCCUUACUCUAAUUGUUGGAUGUGCCAUUUAAAAAUGUAGGGCUAAAAGGCACAGAAUUAUCUCAGUGAUACCAUAAAUCUUAUCAGAAUCUUAACCUUAUCUAACAUUAGAAAUAUUACAACAAUGCUUGUAGUAAGCUUAGAAAGGAAAUAAUUAAUGCUCGAUUUGUUAAGAUUAAAAUAAUAACAUGAUAUAAACUCCUUGCUUUCAUACAUAUCAUGCAUAAUGCUUAUUGAAUUGGUUCAAUAACAAUUAAUCCUAUUCUUGUCCUAAUUGUAGAUAAGUAGUCGAUUUUGAAAAAAUUAAGCUGGAGCAGACAAAAUCUAUAAUUUUUUCAAGAAAUAUAAAUCCCUCGAUUAAUUAAUCUUCUAUCAAUUUGAAUCAAGAAUAAGCUCAAAAUUGA
Paramecium tetraurelia is the source of this 1389-nucleotide messenger RNA. RefSeq lists its product as uncharacterized. The transcript is spliced from 3 exons. Lineage: Eukaryota; Ciliophora; Oligohymenophorea; Peniculida; Parameciidae. The record is from RefSeq and is a predicted model, not a curated record.